AUGGCACAGAAGGUGGACGCAAGUUGGACAGAAGGUGGACGCAAGGUAGACAGAAGGUGGACGCAAGGUGGACGCAAGGUAGACAGAGAGUCCACCUUCUGUCUACCUUGCGUCCACCUUCUGUCCACCUUGCGUCCACCUUCUGUCCACCUUGCGUCCACCUUCUGUCCACCUUGCGUCCACCUUCUGUCCACCUUGCGUCCACCUUCUGUCUACCUUGCGUCCACCUUGCGUCCACCUUGCGUCCACCUUGCGGACAUCAAGACAAUCACGAUCAACAAGAAAAGCGAGAGCUCUUCUGCGACAAGUUAUCACAAAAUAACGUGA
Molecule: messenger RNA, 327 nt
Organism: Zychaea mexicana
Lineage: Eukaryota; Fungi; Mucoromycota; Mucoromycetes; Mucorales; Lichtheimiaceae
Exons: 1
Coding region: 1-327 (108 amino acids)
Source: RefSeq, a predicted model, not a curated record